AUGGUCGUCGAUUGGGUCGCGGGAGGAGUGAACCUUCCGCCGCUAGCGAAAGGUUCGGCCCUCCGCGUGAGCUUUUUAAAGCUGAAGGAGAGCAUCUAUGAGGAGGUUAAGGACGAGGCUUUGAGUGUUGUACGAGGAAUGGAGCACGGUGUCGCAGGAGUUCUUUGGCAAUUCUCCUACGACGAGAACUUCUCGCCGGAGAGAGCCAAGGGCUUCACGCUCGCUUCGCUCGCGGUUUUUCCUGAGCGGGAGGAGUUACAGAGUGUGGAGUUGGACGAGGGGUUGGGGGUGGUUGUGGAGGAUGUGGUGGUUGUUGACUAUGUGGUGCCUUAG
Glycine soja is the source of this 333-nucleotide messenger RNA. Its product is annotated as stress-response A/B barrel domain-containing protein UP3-like. The transcript has a single exon. NCBI's taxonomy places the organism in Eukaryota, Viridiplantae, Streptophyta, Magnoliopsida, Fabales, Fabaceae. The record is from RefSeq and is a predicted model, not a curated record. Bases 1 to 333 code for a protein of 110 amino acids.